AUGGCUGUGCCAUCUGGAUGGGUGAAGAAAAGUUUUCUGUUUUGGCCAAAACUCCCGAAUGUGAAGAUUGAAGCCCUACGUGUCAGCGGACAGGACUAUAAUGGACCCACAAAAAAGAUUGCUGUUAUUGUUUACAAAACAUUCAAAGAACAUCACCUGGCGGAAGGAGCAGCUGAGGAGCUCUCGAAGCGGGAAGUAUCCGAUGUAGAUCGCAAGCGGAAGCGCCUCAAACCGACCAGAGGGCCGAAGCCAGUAACCUCGAAAGAUUACAACAUGAUGGUGCAAGGAUCAAUGAGCUACGAACAGAUGAAGGCUGACUUGAAGGUGUUCAUCGAAGCGACUGUUGAGAAGGUGGUUGAAACAAGCUUUCAAACCAACUUUGCCCGCUUUGCUGCCUUGUUGGAAAUUCAAAGAAAGGAUGAUUCCAAAAAACUGAAACCUGGUGAUUCGGUGGAGAGGCAUUCCCGUAUCAACACUGAAGACGAGCUAAUCCAGUGGAACAUAAAGCUAAACAACGAAGAGUUGUGUCGAAAAUAUUUGGAAUACUUUUCGAAAAUUAUCAUCCCCGAUGCCUACAAUGACAAAGGUGACAACGCUUGCUACACCGCAGUCGAUUGCCUGUUCACACGUGAAUUUUGGACGAAGAUGACAUGGACUGGAAUCAGCCGCAGCAAUAAAGCGAAAAGGGGUUUCCGUGAAUAUGGAAAUGUGACCCAACUUCUUUGCAGUAUUGUACAGAUUGGAGAUCCAUCGUAUACUGCAAAUAAACUGGAGAUGUUUUGUCGAAAUCGCUUGUUUCGCUAUUGCAAAUCCCGGUCCACCAAUCGUCAGCUUCGUAAGUCAGCAUGUAGACAAAGACACGGCCACAAGUCUAACGCACCUACUCUCGACACAGCAAACGAGGAGAUUUCACGAAACUCGAAUGACACUGAUGUUUCCGAAAACGUCAAACAGGAUGCUGGUGAUAGUUCGGAUGGUGAAAGCGAAGAGGAUGAAGUAGAGUCAAACAGCGGAGGAAGUGAAACCGGAAGUAGCACUGAAGAUGAAUGA
Molecule: messenger RNA, 1050 nt
Organism: Ochlerotatus camptorhynchus
Lineage: Eukaryota; Metazoa; Arthropoda; Insecta; Diptera; Culicidae
Exons: 3
Coding region: 1-1050 (349 amino acids)
Source: RefSeq, a predicted model, not a curated record